Messenger RNA from Lactuca saligna, 966 nucleotides. NCBI's taxonomy places the organism in Eukaryota, Viridiplantae, Streptophyta, Magnoliopsida, Asterales, Asteraceae. The record is from the annotation of a GenBank genome assembly.
AUGGACUCAAUUCAAAAGCUUGCCCAACGUAGAAUUUUGGACCCAAAUCACGAGCUUGCCCAAGUUCAAUCCAGUCGCCAAAAAGACCCGUUUAUCAUGCAUCCUUGCUGGAGAAUUGCCCACCGGAUCCUAUCCACAUCUAUCUUUGCUCGUCACGAGCCGGGACAAAUCAACACCGUUGAGUUGUAUUUUCUCUAUUGCAUGUCGCGCCACCGUUGGUCUUUGCCCGAUUUUGCCACCUUCUUUUUAGACAAAUGUGAUAGCCUCAGGACGAAGACCACUGGUGACAUUUGUAUUGGAGGUCUCAUUACCCUCAUUGGUUUGGGUAUGGGCCUUCAAUUUCCAGCAUCUGAAUAUGUACCAGUGGAUGAUCCACCUCUUUACCUUCUCGAUUGCAUUACUCUCAUGCGGAUGGAAUUAAUUCUACCUCAUCCUAAUCUUCUUGGACAUUUCUCUUGGCUAAACCAUGUCAAGGACCCAAUUUACAUCUUACCCAAUCCAAGUCUCUCCACCUUCACCACCAAUGACCCCGAAACAUGGUUUUUGCCUCAAGACUUGCCAGACGAUGAUGAUGCAGCAGCCGCGGAUGAUGACAUGCAGGUGGAUCCUGACAAUGCUGAUAGCCCAUUCGAGGCUGAAGACCAUUAUGAUCUUCCAAUCCGUCAGCUACCUCCACCUCAUCCAGCUCAAGCUUCCGGGUCACACUUUCAGCCCUCGCGAGAACACUUCCAGCCACAGUAUGACUACCACUCACACCAGCAACCCAAUGAGCCCGACCCUGCACACGAAUUUCCUCUCGAUAUUUACAGCCAGUUUGCUUCCUUGUGCCUUCAAGGCAAUAGAAACACCGCAUCCAUCCAUCGCAUAGAGGAACAACAAGCACGCACCCACACUUACAUGGAGGACCUAUGGUAUCAUUUUCGGCCCGAGGACGGUUAUCCUCCUCGUGGGCCUCCUCCAUCUUGA